Messenger RNA from Cynoglossus semilaevis (tongue sole), 1219 nucleotides. RefSeq names its product coiled-coil domain containing 124 (gene ccdc124). NCBI's taxonomy places the organism in Eukaryota, Metazoa, Chordata, Actinopteri, Pleuronectiformes, Cynoglossidae. Gene Ontology annotation, biological process: transcription by RNA polymerase II. The transcript is spliced from 5 exons. The coding region runs from base 39 to 701 and encodes 220 amino acids. Gene Ontology annotation, cellular component: nucleus. Gene Ontology annotation, molecular function: transcription coactivator activity. The record is from RefSeq and is a predicted model, not a curated record.
AAUAAAAAAAAGAAAAGUUCUCAAGAACAGCAGUUGGGAUGCCAAAGAAGUUCCAGGGUGAGAACUCCAAGGCAGCCACAGCCAAAGCCCGUAAGGCUGAGGCCAAGGCUGUAGCUGAUGCCCGCAAGAAACGAGAAGAGGAGGAUGCUGCGUGGCAGGAAACUGAUAAACAUGUUCUAAAAAAAGAGCAGAGAAAGGAUGACAAGGAGAAAAAGCGAAUGGAACUUCUUGAGAGGAAAAAAGAAAACCAACGACUUCUUGAUGAAGAGUUUUUAACGAUGAAAGGAAAAAACCAAAAGGAACCUGCACCUGGAAAAGUGACGCGUGCUCAGAUUGAGAAUACACUUCAGAAUGAGCAACAAAAGGAACAGAACGAGCUUAAACCGAAAGAAAAGAGCCAUCUUGAGACUCCACUGGAAGAGAAUGUAAACAAAAUUGUCCUUGAAGAAGGAACUAUUGAAGCCAGAACAAUAGAAGAUGCCAUUUCUGUGCUGAGCACUGGGCCAGAGGACAUGGACCGUCACCCAGAGAGGAGGAUGAAAGCAGCGUUCCUUGCCUAUGAAGAAGCCAACAUGUCUCGUCUAAAACAGGAGAACCCCAACAUGAGAUUGUCGCAACUGAAGCAACAGUUAAAGAAGGAGUGGACGAAAUCACCAGAAAACCCCCUGAACCAGCGCUUUACUACAUACAACUCAAAGUGAAAGUCCUUAUUCCAUGACACCGUCACAAAACUAAUCUCACUGGAAAAUUUGAUUUUCUUCUUAAAAUGAGAGUUGCUGAGAAAGACUUCAACACGGCAGCACUUGCUUAGAAACAAGGAAGAACUUUGUUUUCACCAUUUACUUAAGGAAGGUGACCGUGCCGUCACCAAACUGAUCAUCAUGUCUGUGCUGGAGGUUACUAAUAAGGAAUCAUUGCAUUUAGUAAUUAAAAAAUCUGUCUCUAUUUUACUACUUCUGGAGAAGAUUUGAGAGAAACUUAUUAAAGUUCAAUCGGUCAUCAACAAUCUCUUGUUGCUUUUAAAUACACUCCACCUUGUAAGAACGCACAACUGGCUACAGGAUACAACACACACACUUAACAUUACGUCUUUCAUGGCUGCCUGUGUUGUGUAUUUAUUAUUCAAAAAUAUGGAGUAUUACCAAGUAUGUUCAACAAAGGUUUGGAUCUAACUGAGUUUUUGCCAAAUGUUAGAAGACUUCUGAAAUUAAAAUUAAAA